Messenger RNA from Ramularia collo-cygni, 330 nucleotides. RefSeq names its product probable CYTOCHROME C. Gene Ontology annotation, cellular component: mitochondrial intermembrane space. Gene Ontology annotation, biological process: mitochondrial electron transport, cytochrome c to oxygen; mitochondrial electron transport, ubiquinol to cytochrome c. NCBI's taxonomy places the organism in Eukaryota, Fungi, Ascomycota, Dothideomycetes, Mycosphaerellales, Mycosphaerellaceae. The transcript is spliced from 4 exons. Bases 1 to 330 code for a protein of 109 amino acids. The record is from RefSeq and is a predicted model, not a curated record. Gene Ontology annotation, molecular function: electron transfer activity; heme binding.
AUGGCCAAGGGCAAGGGCGACAGCGUAGCACCAGGUGACUCCAAGAAGGGUGCCAACCUUUUCAAGUGCCACACCCUAGGAGAGGGUGAGGGUAACAAGAUUGGACCCAACCUCCACGGUCUUUUUGGCCGCCACAGUGGUCAGGUUGAGGGCUUCUCAUACACCGACGCAAACAAGCAGAAGGGUGUCUUAUGGCAGGACGACACUCUGUUCGAGUACCUGGAGAACCCAAAGAAGUACAUCCCUGGCACCAAGAUGGCAUUUGGCGGUCUGAAGAAGGCCAAGGACAGGAACGACCUGAUCACUUACCUCAAGGAGGAGACCAAGUGA